AUGGCAACACAAGAUCUUCAAACAGUGGCACAACUUUUACAACAAGAACAAGACUUCCAAUUUCUAACUUUUGAUUCAACAGUAGCAUUAGAAUUGGGUCUUUUAAUUGUUAAAACUGCUCAACAAAAAGGAUUUCCCAUUGUAAUUUCCAUUUCACUAAAUGGACAUCUUUUGUUUCAUUAUUCCAUGCCUGGAACAUCACCAGCAGAUGUAGAUUUGGCAAAGAAAAAGAGUAACGUCGUUAAUCAAUUCCGUCAUUCAUCACUUUAUGUAGGAGAAUUUUUGAGUCAACAAAGCAAAAAAAUUGGGGAUAUACAUUUGGUUGAAGAGAAGGAACACGUGGCACAAGGAGGUGCUUUUCCAUUGAUUGUCAAAGGUGUUGGAGUUGUGGGAUCGAUUACCGUUAGCGGAUUAACGCAUACAGAAGAUCAUGAAAUGGUCAUUGGAUGUUUAAAAGAAUUCUUUGGAAAAGAAGGAAAGAAUAAAGUUGAAUGA
Molecule: messenger RNA, 495 nt
Organism: Funneliformis mosseae
Lineage: Eukaryota; Fungi; Glomeromycota; Glomeromycetes; Glomerales; Glomeraceae
Source: the annotation of a GenBank genome assembly